Chroicocephalus ridibundus (black-headed gull) is the source of this 3315-nucleotide messenger RNA. RefSeq names its product RAB39A, member RAS oncogene family (gene RAB39A). Gene Ontology annotation, biological process: Rab protein signal transduction; vesicle-mediated transport; phagosome-lysosome fusion. Gene Ontology annotation, cellular component: Golgi apparatus. The transcript is spliced from 2 exons. The coding region runs from base 150 to 899 and encodes 249 amino acids. The record is from RefSeq and is a predicted model, not a curated record. Gene Ontology annotation, molecular function: GTP binding; GTPase activity. Lineage: Eukaryota; Metazoa; Chordata; Aves; Charadriiformes; Laridae.
CGCCCCCGGCAGCGGGGCGGGGGGACCCGGCCUCCGCCCGCCCGCCGCCGCCCUGCCCGGCGCGGCCGGCUCCGGCACCCCGUCCUGCCCCCGCGGGAGCGGCUCCCCGGGCCCCGCGCACCCCCCGCCGCCGCCCUCCCGCUGCGCCGAUGCCGGGCGUUGGGGCGAUCGGAGCGCGGUGCAGGCACCGGCCGCGCAGGAGCCCCAGAAAGAGCCCCAAGGCGGAGGCGGGCCAGGCCGGGGCCGCCAUGGACGCGGCGAUUUGGAUCUACCAGUUCCGGCUGAUCGUGCUGGGCGACUCCACCGUCGGCAAGUCCUGCCUCUUGCACCGCUUCACCGAGGGCCGCUUCCCGGGGCCGCUGCACUCCGACCCCACCGUGGGUGUGGACUUCUUCUCUCGGCUGGUGGAGAUCGAGCCCGGCAAGAGGGUCAAGCUGCAGCUCUGGGACACGGCGGGGCAGGAGCGGUUCAGAUCAAUAACACGAUCUUACUAUCGCAACUCUGUGGGUGGCUUACUAGUGUUUGACAUCACAAAUCGACGAUCUUUUGAACAUGUGAAAGACUGGCUAGAAGAAGCAAAAAUGCAUGUGCAGCCUUUUCAGAUUGUGUUCCUGUUAGUAGGACAUAAAUGUGACUUAGUGUCACAGCGUGAGGUCACAAGAGAAGAAGCUGAAAAACUGUCAUCUGACUGUGGUAUGAAAUAUAUAGAAACAUCAGCAAAAGAUGCCACGAAUGUUGAAGAGUCCUUUACAAUUCUAACACGAGACAUCUAUGAACUUGUUAAAAAAGGAGAAAUCUCAAUACAAGAUGGAUGGGAAGGUGUCAAGAGCGGCUUUGUUCCAAACGUUGUACAUUCAUCAGAAGAAGCUGUAAAGCCCAGAAGACAAUGCAUCUGCUGAAUCUGUAGCAUGCCAAAGAGCACAUCGGGUGUUCAGAAGAUGAUGCCAACCUAAAUAACAGAAUAAUGAUUUUGAAACAUUAGAUCAUGCCAUAGCUGAAUCAUAGAACGGUAAUUUGUUUUUUUUAUCCUUCUGUCUAGGUCAUAACUUCAUGAAACUUUUAAGUGCUUUUUUUCUUUUACGAAGUAUAGUAACUUUGUGUGGUCUUCAGGAAAAGAAAUUAUAUAUUGCUAAAGGAAAAACUAAUCCUAUAGCAAGACACUGAGAAAGUGCAAUAAUCAUCGUUACAACAUCCUCUCUUGGGCUUUGCAUUUUGAAUGCUGUUUAAAAUCAAGGCUUGCUAGCUGAGGAUCAGAUGAGCUCAUUACUUUUGUUCAUCUUGUCUUAGUUUUGGACAAGAAAGUGUUAUACCAUAUACUUUUUUAACAUGAUUCUUUACUCAAGUGCAGGGUUGCUAAUGACCAUUAAAGUUUAGAAUGCUGUAGAAUUUCAUAAUAAAGAUAACUCUAAAGAAAGCAAGCAGAAAGAUUGCUCCAAUAGCAAACACUUUUGAUAUGACUAUGAAUACACGCCUUACUAAAGAAAAAGAAUGUUUUAGAAAAGAUGAUUUAUUUGUAUACGAAAAUGGGAAAUAGAAGCAAUUAAAUUUAUUAUUAAAUAUUUUCUGAAUUGCCAAUGAAACUAAAUGUAACAUCACAUAUGAUCCAGCUGUUACUUGACUUGUAUACAAAACAGAUUUCCCAACCACUGGAGUUACAUUUCGGAGGCCAGAUCCUCAGCUGGGUAAUUAUCAUAGCCACGCUGAUGCCUAGGGAAUUAUGUUAAUUUACACAAACAAAUUCCAUAUUAGCUUUAAAAUAUAAAUCUACUUCUAAUUAGAAGUAAAAGUAAGUUAAGAAGUGCUGCAACCCAUGGGGACCAAGGCCUUAAAUUUGAAUAGAGCAGGAUUGUUUUAUUCUCAGACAGCAAAUGUUAAACUGUUAUCUAAAAAAUGAAGUUUUUAAAACCAAAACUGUUAUGAAUAGAGUGUUUGGAGAGGAGAGAAUUUCUACAAUAAUGCUUGGCUACAGAGAGCAAAGCUGGAGAACCCCUAUUCUAAGAAAGCAACACAUAAUAGCUUUUAAUAACAAUAAUAAUAGGAGAAAUCUGUGAUCAUGUAGCAUUUUACUGAGCUUGAGGUCAUCUUCCUACUCCUCUGAAUAUAACACACACUAGCUUUAUGCAAACUAUGCCCUAUAUGUCUAGCACUUAAAUACCAAAUAAGUCUAUUUCUAUUUUAUUGUAGUAGUAUAACAAGAUGACUUGAUCUCCAGAGUUGAUAAGCAUCUACAGUUUAUCUGGGCAUACUCAUAACCUCCAAACAUCAAGCCAGUUAUCGUCAUACAAAGGUGUGUUCCCGUGUUACAGUUCUCCAUUUUCAAGACCAGGCAACAACUCUAUCUAAUCUAGCUUUUUUCUUCAACAAACAUAUAAUUGGUUUUCCUUCAGGUUACUAUUAGUUCCUUUUACAAUCCUUUUGUAAAUAUUCCAUAGUAUAGAGACAGGUUGUUUGGUUCCAGUUAUUUUAUUCAUUUAGGGUCACUAAAAUUAUUGACUUCAAAGGGAACUGAAAGGUUAAUUUUUUCAAUAGCCUGAAUCUCACUUGCACUGAGGCACAGUUACACUGUCUUAGAAGGAUACAGAGGCCUUAAUAUAAACAGGAAUCAGCCUUAAUUCAUUAGCAAUUAAAAGUUAGUUAAUUCUAGUCUCAGCGUGCCACAAAGUAAUUGCUGUGAGCCUGAUUCUCUAUUAAACUACAUAUAUCAGUUGUUUACACCAAAUCGAUUUUGAUUUGAGGGCAUUUUAGGCCCUCUUUACAAAGUAAAUGUGACUACAGAUGCCAAAAGGUAGUGCAGAAUCAGGCUGUGUGCAUUUGACACCGACUUCCCUCUGAUAGUAGGCCCACGUUGUAUAUAUCAGAAGAUCUUCUCUUAGUUGUUUAAGAGGACAGAACGGGCCAACAAAUAAAUUGGUGUCUGGGGAGUCAACAGACCUAAAGUCUGCCACUGGUUCACUGUGUGUUUCUGAGCACGGCAUUUAUGUUUUCUGUGCCUCACCUUCUGUAUCUCAAAAAUAGAGAUGAUCAUUCUUCCUUGAAUUCACAAAGACUGCUGAGACCCAAUCUGACUGUAUGAUCUUCAGUCUGGACUCUUUUCUCUGUGCGCUACCUGUUGCAGGGUGUUUAGCACCGUGGGAUGUGGAUACUGGUUUCUUCUGCCGUACCAAAAAAAAAAAAAAUUAAAAAUAUUAAAACAGCUUUAUAAGUACCAGGUAUCGCUAUUACUAUGAAGCUACACUUCAUUAGACAUUUCAUUACUUUCAGGUUAAAAUCUCUUAUCUUAAACUUUACUUCCUGGGUGCUCUGGAGCCAGUGAGA